AGCGCACUAGCGACGUUCAUGAUUCAGCCGUGUAUUGAGGUGAUUAUUGAACAUGUGUGCAUCACUGAAUGGUCACCAUUACUGACCAGCUCGUUACUCAGCUCAACCUCAAUCUCACUGUAAGAGACCUAAUCAGCGUUUUCAUUAUCCAAUUCUUCCUUGGAUUGAAACAUUUGCUAGCAGAGAGAGAGAGAGGGAUGGGUCACGAACACUCCAAACUGUCAGAACCAAAGGGAUCGCGUCGUGCUCGCUUCAAAGAGCGUUUGCGUCGUCACCUUCACCGCCGUCAAAGCGGCAACGGCUCUUCCGCGAACAAGCCACUAACUGCCGAUAGCUUCGCCGGAAUCGCUCUCCUCGCUCUCCUUAGCGCGGAGAUGGAGUUCAAAGAUAAAUGGAUUGCGUGCGUUUCUCUCGGAGAACAGACUUUUCGUACGAACACCUCUGAUAGACAAACCAGUUUGGAACUCAGAAAAGAAACUUCUUUUGGAACAGAAUGGGGCUCAUGUUGCAAGAGUUUCCGUCUUCGAGACGAACAAACUGUCCAGCAAUACUCUUGUUGGAUACUGCGAGCAAUAUUCAUUGUUGUGAACGAUAUGAUCAUGCAGGAUUCUGAUUCUGAGGCUGAGGUAUUUAACCUUUUAGAUCCGUCAGUUCCUGGAAAAGUGGUUGGCAAGAUUUCCAUUUCAUGCUCUGUAGAGGAUCCAAUUGAAACGGAGAAAGGCUUUGUUAAACGCAUUCUAUCUAUAGUGGACUACAAUGAAGAUGGAAUGCUUUCACUUUCUGAAUUUUCUGAUCUAAUUGAUGCUUUUGGCAAUGAAGUUGCAAACAGCAAGAAAGAAGAGCUCUUCAAAGCAGCAGACAAGAAUGGAGAUGGUGUUGUGAGCAUGGAAGAGUUGGCUUCACUUCUUACUUUUCAUCAAGAACAGUAA
This is a messenger RNA of Vigna umbellata (rice bean), 929 nucleotides long. NCBI's taxonomy places the organism in Eukaryota, Viridiplantae, Streptophyta, Magnoliopsida, Fabales, Fabaceae. The record is from RefSeq and is a predicted model, not a curated record.